Astyanax mexicanus (Mexican tetra) is the source of this 4989-nucleotide messenger RNA. It is a transcript of the gene atg4da, whose product is annotated as autophagy related 4D, cysteine peptidase a. Bases 397 to 1914 code for a protein of 505 amino acids. The transcript is spliced from 11 exons. NCBI's taxonomy places the organism in Eukaryota, Metazoa, Chordata, Actinopteri, Characiformes, Acestrorhamphidae. The record is from RefSeq and is a predicted model, not a curated record. Gene Ontology annotation, molecular function: protein-phosphatidylethanolamide deconjugating activity.
AUUGCGCAUUAAAUAGGCUGUAGGAAAGCCGCAGCGCAGCUACAGCCCGGGUUACAGCGCGUUUAUCUCCGCGGGAUGUAGUUAAUAUAGUGUUUAACGCGCUGUUUAUGGAUAAAUACAGGUUAUUUUGAGUGAUAACGGCUGGCUGGAAUGGCUGAAUUUAACCCCGCUUUUCGCUGCGUUUUGAAGAGAUCUGAAGGCUAGCUGUAAGUUAGCUGUCUGUGGAUUUCCCUGCCCUUGCUCUGACAUCCAAUACUUUCCCCUGAACCGCCUUAAUUUCACCUUUCCAGCCGCUGUUGGAUUAAAAAUAAGGAAGAAAAAGCGAAGAUGAAGAGGUAAUGAAGAGGUGGCGGUAGUGAUGAGACUGUGUGGAGGUCUGCAGUUUGAGGUCUGAGGAUGAACUCAGUCUCUCCCAGUGCUGCUCAGUAUGUGGGCAGCGGGAUGUACCACGACGAGCCCGACGGGAGGAGGAUACCCUCUACUUCAGCGCAGGUUCUGGAGCCCAGGAGCCACUUCGGCCACGGGUUUCUCGCUGACGGCCACAGAGAGGGUUCAGGAGAGCCGGACGAAGUGGAUCGGCUGAAACUGCGCCUGAUGUCAGCCUGGAACAAUGUCAAAUACGGAUGGUCAGUAAAAACCAAAACUGUCUUCAGCAAGUCUUCUCCUCUGUUUCUAAUGGGCCAGUCCUACCAGCUGAAUACUGAAGCUGAAGUGGAGCGUUUCCGGCUGGCGUUCGGCUCGCGAGUCUGGCUCACCUACAGGAAGGAGUUUCCUCAGCUGGAGGGAUCCAGCCUGACGUCCGACUGCGGCUGGGGCUGCAUGCUGCGCAGCGGCCAGAUGCUUCUGGCCCAGGGCCUCAUGGUCCACUUCCUACCUUCAGACUGGCGAUGGCCGGACUGUCCUCAGCUGACGGAUGUGGAUUUUGAGGUUCUGAGGCCGCGCUCUCCGUCCCGCUCCUCCGGUAUCUCCAUCCCCUCCUUCAGCUCGUCCUGGAGCUCCACCGUAAACCAGAAGCAGCCGGCCGGUGUAUCUGCUGCUGCUGACGGACUCAGACGAGCCCCGUCGCUCCGGGAGCCACCGGUGGGCAGGGAGCCUCAGGCUGAGGAGCUUCACCGGCGGCUGGUGUCCUGGUUCGGGGAUCAGCCAGCGGCUCCGUUCGGGGUGCACCGGCUGGUGGAGCUGGGCAAGGAGUCGGGGAAGAGGGCGGGGGACUGGUACGGCCCCUCACUAGUCGCACACAUACUGAGGAAAGCGGUGGACAGAAGUUUAGAGGUACCGAAUCUUUGUGUUUACGUGGCUCAGGACUGCACAGUGUACACAGAAGAUGUGAAGAGGCUGUGUGAUCAGAGUGUGUCGGACUCCAGCAGUAGUUCAGGUUCAGGCUGGAAGUCUGUGAUUAUUCUGGUUCCGGUGCGACUCGGAGGAGAGACACUAAACCCCUCCUACAUCGAGUGUGUAAAGAACAUUCUGAGGUUGAGUUCCUGUAUUGGGAUCAUCGGAGGGAAACCCAAACACUCGCUCUUUUUCAUCGGGUUUCAAGAUGAGCAGCUUUUAUAUUUAGACCCACACUACUGUCAGCCUGUGGUGGACGUCACACACGGCAGCUUCUCACUGGAGUCGUUUCACUGUAACUCGCCCAGGAAGAUGAACUUUAACAGAAUGGAUCCCAGUUGCACCAUUGGUUUUUACGCUCGCAGUAAAAAAGACUUUGAGUCUCUGUGCUCAGCCGUCAGUGUGGCGGUGUCGUCGAAAGAGCGCUACCCCAUCUUUACGUUUGUGGAGGGCCGGGGGCAGGACUAUGGGCUGGAGGGCUACAGCGGGGGCAGCACUGAUACCCCCACCCAUAUUAUCCCCCCUGGGAAACUCAACCUGAACAAGAAGAGAGGGAGCGCCGAGGAGUUCGUCUUCCUGUGAGGAAGAAGCAGAAGAAGAAGUAGCUCUACACCACCCUCUACUGUCCAUUAUGAUUUUUUUUUUCAUUUCUUCAAACGUUUUGGACUACUAUACUAUACUAUACUAUAAUAUACUAUACUAUACUAUACUAUAAUAUACUAUACUAUACUAUACUAUACUAUAAUAUACUAUACUAUACUAUACUAUAAUAUACUAUACUAUACUAUAAUAUACUAUAAUAUACUGUACUAUACCUCUUAAAGGAAUAUUCCAGCCUUUUUAAACCUCAAUUAUCUCAAGUCUAAUCUCAAUUUAAAACACACUUAUUCACUAACUGUGAAAUGCACUAUACUAUAAAAGUAUCCAGGAAAUACUUUCCACUAUAUUUUGUAGAAUUUGCUGUAAAAAUAAAAAUAGAUUAAAUAUAAUAUCACAAUAUUUUAUGGUAUUUUCUCGAUAACGAUACUCUUGACGAUAUGACAAAACACUAAUUUCUGAAAAAAAUGAUUUAAAGAAUACACUACUGCAAAAAAAUAAAAAUGUUAUUUUAUUAUUGCAUACGAUACAAUAUGAUAUGAUAUAGCACACCCUAACUGAGAUAUAAAAAAAAAUGCAAGAAUUUUAUCAGAUUUGUAACAGAAGUCAAUGAUGCAGAAUGUCAUGAUACUAAUAAUAAUGCUCUUCUCCAAAUAUCUCCAUAUAUCCAGGAUUAAAGUAACAUAAAUGAUACUGAACAGAUAUAAUCUGUCUCUAGUAGAUAUAUAAUAGGAAAUAAUGAGAACAGUGUAAAUUUUCUUUUGCUAAAAACAGUUAAAAAAAAAAAAAAAGUAGUACCCUGAUAUGGAGUUGGGGGAUGUUGAAGGAUUGAUAUAAUUAUCCCCCCUCAUCCCAACUAACCUCUGGAUGGAUGGAGCUCCAUCAUUCCAGAGAACACAGUUUCACUGCUGGGGGGGUUUAAAACAAUUGCUUUUCUAUAGAUUUAUCUGCUCCAGAGAGUCUUAUUCUAUUGGCAUUUCUUAUCUAGACCUCCUAUAUCAGUUGUUUUCAAAUUAAAAGCCCUUUGCCGAGUUUAAUAAUUGAAAAUAUUAAAUGAAAUGUCGUGAAAUUGCAAAGAUGAAAAUGAUUGCAAGAUAAUAGCACUAAAAUGCAAUUUAAUAAUUAAUUUUUUGCUCAAUAUGCUAAAUUAAAAAGCAAAUUGUUACUAAAAAGCAUUUAUAUGAUAAUGGAUGCACUGUAAAAAAAAAAACCAACAAAAAAAAAACACUGAAGCAAAAUUUCUAUUUUAAUUCUCAAACAAUGAAAGGUAGAAGUAUAAAUGUAGGGAGUAGCAAUUGAUUGAGUUGUUGAAUGCAUUUAUUAAACCCUAUACACUAAACCCUUCUAUAAAUAUUCACAAAUAUUUGGACAUACAGUGUAUAUGAAUGUAAAAUAUCAUGGGUAAUCUUCAUCUAUUACAGUAAAACACAGAGAUUAGGCUGAAAGUGCUGGAAUAUUCCUUUAAACUACAGUAUACUACUGAAAUUCAUUACACUGUCACUGUGGACACAGUUUGGGCACUAAAGGACCGGGCGAGAGCACAGUGACUGCUGUGUGUGUGUGUGUGUGUGUGUGUGUUGGGAUAAAGCUGAGUGUGUGUGUGGUGUAGAUACUUGUCAGAAUGUGUCCAGUGUAAUUAAGUAGGCCUCUUUUCAUUUUUUAGCCACACCUCCCUUUUCUUUCUCUCUCUCCCUCACACUCUCUCACACUCUCACAACUGUCGUUUUUGGACUCUUGCAACAGUAUCUCAGACUCUCUUAGACUCUUGCAAAUAUGUCUUGGACUUUUUUGAUCUCUCUCUCUCGAAUAUUUCUCUCUCUCUUGUGACCUUGACUCUCGUGAGAGUCUCUCUCUGGCUCUUGCGACAGUCUUUCUCGCACUCUUUCUCUCUGACUCUUGCGAUGGUCUCUGUCUGACUCUUGUGAUGGUCUCUUGCUCUUUUGUGACAGUCUCUCCCUCUGUCUCUUGCAUCAGCCUCUCUUGAACUCUUGCGACAGUCUCUCUCUAACUUGUGAGACGGUCUCUCUCUCAGACUCUUGCGGCGGUCUCUCUCUCAGACUCUUGCGGUGGUCUCUCUCUCAGACUCUUGCGGCGGUCUCUCUCUCAGACUCUUGCGGCGGUCUCUCUCUCAGACUCUUGUGGCGGUCUCUCUCUCAGACUCUUGCAGCGGUCUCUCUCUCAGACUCUUGCGGCGGUCUCUCUCUCAGACUCUUGCGACGGUCUCUCUCUUUCUCUUGCAACGGUCUCUCUCUGACUCUACUGGUAGUGUCUCUCUGACUCUUAAGAAACUCGCUCUAUGACCCUUGGAUCAGACUCUAUCACUUGCGAUCUCUGAGACUUUCGCUGUCUCUUUCUGACUCUUGCGACAGAUGCUCUCGCACUCUUGCGACAGUCGUUCUCGCGUUAGUCAUUCUCGCACUCUUGCAACAGCCUCUCUUUCAUUCUUACGACGGUCUCUCUCGUACUGUUUUUCAGCUUCUCUUACACUCUCUCUCAUCUUUCUUGUGUACUAUUACCAACUCUCUCUCUCUGUGCAGUACUGCUGUUUGUGUGAUGGAUGUUCUAAAGGACAACGGGUAUAAUUGUUGUGUGUGAUGAUGGUGAGAGUGUGGUGCUGUGUGUGUGUGUGUGUGUGUGUGUUCAGUGUGUGUAUGAUGUGGAUCACAGCUGAAUGAGAGAGCCAGUCUGAAUAAUAAAUCUCACUCUCUUAUUUUAUAAAUCCACAUUAUUAAACCUACAGUCUGCUCCAGAACAUCUCAUAAUUCCUCGUCAUAAAAUCCUUCUUGGGUUGUUGUUCUAUUUCUGACUUUAACAUGAUCUAUUUUAAGCAUUGUUGUUUUGUUUUUCUACAAUUUGCAUAUUCUCAUCGUGGGCUGAUGAGCAGCGCAGUGGAUGAAGCACAGAUGUUAUUUGUCUACAGUGAAUAUUCAGAAAUGUUUGAUGUUGUUUUGUUGUUAAAUUUGGAAAUGCUGCAGAGGAGUUGAUGUUACUGUUGUUCUAUUUAUGAGUUUAGAUUUUUUUUUUAUUAUUUUGGCUCAGAAUACAUCUACUGAUGUUGAA